UGGUCAGUGUGUCUCUCUACAGUUGACGUGCUGCUGAAGGCAGUAGGAGACACGCCCAUCAUGAAGACGAAGAAGUGGUCAGUGGAGCGAGGCCGCACGGUGCAGGCUCUCGGGCAGUUCAUCAAGAAAUUCCUCAAACUGCAGCCGGACGAGCAGCUGUUCAUCUACGUUAACCAGUCUUUCGCCCCUUCUCCUGACCAGGAAGUCGGUGUCCUUUUUGAAGUAAGUGCUUCCAGUUUUCUAAUUGAAUCUGGAGUGUCUGCUUUUGCAUAUCGAUGACGUGAUUCUGGGGUCUUUUCGUUGAAUGGAUCGCUCAUGGCUCAGUCUGAGCCUGUUCCCCCUGUUGACCACACUCCCCUCCCCAUCAGAAUAAACCUCUGGGGCAGAAUCUUCAAGACAGGACCGCAGGUGACAGUGCUGCAGGUGGAAAUGAGGAGGUUUUGUUUGAGUUUUUGUGCAAUAUAGUUUUGUGUUUUGCUUUAUUGCUGGUUUGUGUUUAGUUAGUUCUGUGUUCAGUUGUGUGUCUGGGAUGGAAUGUGAAAAUGGGUUGGGUUGAUAUUGUCCGUUGCUCUAAGCCAAGUAUCUGUAUUGAAUGAGCUCACCAAACGAAAUUCCUGCACCUA
Messenger RNA from Lepisosteus oculatus (spotted gar), 623 nucleotides. The record is from RefSeq and is a predicted model, not a curated record. NCBI's taxonomy places the organism in Eukaryota, Metazoa, Chordata, Actinopteri, Semionotiformes, Lepisosteidae.